Messenger RNA from Oryza sativa Japonica Group (Japanese rice), 1509 nucleotides. Its product is annotated as transcription repressor OFP8-like. Gene Ontology annotation, biological process: negative regulation of DNA-templated transcription. Lineage: Eukaryota; Viridiplantae; Streptophyta; Magnoliopsida; Poales; Poaceae. The record is from RefSeq and is a predicted model, not a curated record.
AGCUCGCCUUCUUCCUCCUCCUCCUUGUCAAUGUCACCACCCACCCAUAGCUCACAAGUCCCAAAGUUUUUGUACCACCUCGGAAUCCUAGCUCAAAGCUAGGGCUAAGCUAAGCUAAGCUGUGUGCCUCGCUGCGCCAUGUCAACGGCGGCGAGCAGAGCGCGGCGGGGCGGCGGCGGUGGUGGCGGGAGGCAUUUUCCGGUGGGCGGCGGGCGGUGGCGCCACGUGCCGGUGGUUGACACCGGCUGCGGCUGCCGGCCUCGCCGGCCGAGGCAGCUGCUGAUGAGCCUCCCGUCGUUUCUCCGGCCGUCGGCCCUGAAGCCGCCGGUGCCGAGGAGCACGAGCUCGCACUCCUCCUCCUUCUUCCCCUCGUCGGCGUCCACCGCGUCGUUCUCGUCGUCCUCCGCCGCCACCUACACCACCACGUACUCCUCCUCCUCCGCCACCAACCAGUACCCGUACUACGGGAAGGCGGCGGCGGCGGCGGCGGCGCCGGUGACGGUGACGACGAACAACCACGGGAAGUCGUCGUCGUCGUCGUCGUCGUCGUCGGCGGCGGCGGCGGCGAGGAGGAGGCCGAGCAGGAAGAAGAGGUACGAGAAGAUGGCGGCGGCGGAGGAGGAGGAGGACGUCGGGGUGGCGGUGGAGAAGGAGUCGUCGGACCCGCGCGCCGACUUCCGGGAGAGCAUGGUGCAGAUGGUGGUGGAGAUGGGGCUGUGCGGGUGGGACGACCUCCGCUGCAUGCUCCGCCGCCUCCUCGCCCUCAACGCGCCGCGCCACCACGCCGCCAUCCUCACCGCCUUCGCCGAGGUCUGCGCCCAGCUCGCCGCGCCGCCGGCUCCCGCUCCUCCUCCGCCGCCGCAGCCGACGGCGGCGUACCACUACCACUACUACCACUACUGAAGCGCCACGUGUACGGCCCUGGAGUUGCGGCGCACGAAUCUCGAGAUCCUGGCACCACCUGGUGUACGUUGUCCACGCGAGGUUACCGGGUGGUGAUAGGAUCUCGAUGGAAAAAAAAAAUAACUUAGCUAGCUAAAUGAAGAUUAAUUAGAGCUACUAGCUAGCUUAGUUUAGUUCUUGCAGUUGAAGGGUUAAUUAAUUGCUAAUAAUCUCUCUGUUUUUUUUCUUUGUUCUUGCUGUAGUUGCUAGCUAGCUUAAUUUGGUCGUUAGCUAGUGUGCUAGUAGCUUUUAGUGUGCUCUUGAUGAUUUUUAGUGUGUUUGUGGGGCAUGCAUGUUGUACUCUGGCCCUUUGGUUUUGCAUGAAGGUCUAGAAGAUGUAUGUCUAGUCAUUAAAAGUACUAGAAGUAGAUCGAUCUAGCUGUUAAUUUCAUGGCAAUGGAACUAAUGUUUAGCCAGCUAGUAGCAUGAUUGUACUAGCUAGUGUUGUGAUGGGCUCAAAGUUUAAACCUCCUUAACUGUGUGCUCAUGCAUGGUACAUUAAUUGAUACCAUGAUAUGAUGCUGAAAUGGGGGUAAGCAUUAUUGCAUCUUCAGUACCAUCCUUUCA